UUGAGGUGUGUAAGUUGUACUGUUUGGUCUAUAAUAUUUUUAAAGACACCUCAAAUGUUAAAUUGUAUAGCACCAAACUAAGGAACAUGACAGAUCAACAAGAAAGCCCGGAUCAGUUCCCUGCAGAGAAGGGUCAAGGAGGAGCUGGAGCCUCAUAUAAGUUGGCAGUUUUUGAGUUUGAGAACUUCCGUGGAAAGAAAGUGGCAUUGUCUGGCGAAUGUAAAGAUGUACUAGAGAGGACACAGAAAGUUGGCUCCAUCAUUGUGGAAUCUGGACCAUGGAUUGGUUUUGAGCAUCCAAGCUUUGCAGGGGAGAGGUUUGUAUUGGAGAAGGGGGAGUAUCCCCGCUGGAGCACCUGGACCAACUGCCAGAGUCACUACUGUUUGAGCUCUUUCAGGCCCCUAAAAGUGGACAAUGCAGAUCACAAACUCCACCUAUUUGAGAAUGCAGGUUUUGAGGGCAGGAAAAUGGAGAUUGUUGACGAUGAUGUUCCCAGUCUGUGGGCUUAUGGUUUCCAGGAUCGUGUGGCCAGUGCUAAGGCCAUCAGCGGCACGUGGGUGGGCUACGUGUACCCGGGCUACAGGGGACGCCAGUAUGUGUUUGAGCAUGGAGACUUUAAGCACUGGAAUGAUUGGGGAGCCACUGCGCCUCAGAUCCAGUCUGUCCGACGUGUGAGGGACAUGCAGUGGCACAAGAGGGGGUGCUUCAUUGCCCCUACUCCUACUCCUACUCCUACUCCUACUCCUACUCCCAACCCUAACCCCACUCCCAACCCCAAUCCUAUUCCUAACCCUACUCCCAUCCCCAAACCAUCUCCAAAUCCCAAAUCACAAACCCAGCCUUUAACCUAAUGCCAUACGUCCAGCAUCUUACAGCUCCUGGGACAAGCCUAGGCCUACUUGCCCACUGUUAUAUGACAAUAA
Molecule: messenger RNA, 923 nt
Organism: Phycodurus eques (leafy seadragon)
Lineage: Eukaryota; Metazoa; Chordata; Actinopteri; Syngnathiformes; Syngnathidae
Product: beta-crystallin B3-like
Exons: 5
Coding region: 87-851 (254 amino acids)
Biological process (GO): visual perception; lens development in camera-type eye
Molecular function (GO): structural constituent of eye lens
Source: RefSeq, a predicted model, not a curated record